GUUAAUGCUGCCAAACAGCGGACGCGUUAGCACGCGCGCAGCCGACGGGACUGUCGUGCGCUUGCUCACGUUUGCCGAGGAAUAAAACGCGGUAGCCGAAAGGUGCAUCACAUCUCGUUUCCAUGGACAACACGUCCAUAAUAACACAGGUUGCAAAUCCGAAAGAGGAGGAGAGCAUUUCUUCAAGUCCAGAUAAAGUCUCCCAGUCCAACAGCAGCCUGAAGAAGCAUCGCAGCCGGAGCAUUUUCAGCCCUUUCUUCUGCUGCUUCCGCAACUACAAUGAGUACCACGUUGAGACACCGCCCGCCAACAACAAGACACUUUCUCUGCCCACGCCGCCAGAGGAGAACGGCAGUCCUCCCAAGUGUGACCAGGUCCAGGUCAUCCCCAUCCCCAGUCCUCCAGCCAAUUUCCUUCUGCCAGAGGUCAGUAUAGAUGACUACGGCAAGAACUGUGUGGUGAUCGACCUGGACGAAACCCUCGUACACAGCUCCUUCAAGCAAGAGAGUUGUGUGGGAAAAUAG
This is a messenger RNA of Cyclopterus lumpus (lumpfish), 524 nucleotides long. RefSeq names its product CTD small phosphatase-like protein. The record is from RefSeq and is a predicted model, not a curated record. The transcript has 5 exons. Bases 123 to 524 code for a protein of 133 amino acids. NCBI's taxonomy places the organism in Eukaryota, Metazoa, Chordata, Actinopteri, Perciformes, Cyclopteridae.